AUGUCUGACUACGGCGGCGGCGGCGAUGAAGAUAUGCGCGACUUCGGCGAUGUCGAGGAGUAUGAAGACAAUCUGAUCGAGGAGACGAACUUCGAAGAGAACUACGACGCAAACGGACCAGCUGAUGCAGAUGUGGACCCCAACGAGGCAGCAUCAAAGGCGCAAUUGAACAGCACGGACUACACCGACCAGAACAACAUUGUGGCCAGUGGGGAUCCUACGACAGGGAUCAAUACCGUCAAGAGCGUCAAGAGCAAGAAGAUCGCAACAGAGAGGAGGACGACGACACCAUACAUGACCAAAUACGAACGUGCACGUGUUCUUGGGACUAGGGCAUUGCAGAUCAGUAUGGGUGCUCCUGUUCUUGUCGACGUCGAAUCGGAAACCGACCCUCUGCAGAUUGCGCUCAAGGAGCUUCGCGAGAAGAAGAUACCACUGGUGGUACGGAGAUACCUGCCGGAUGGGUUCUACGAGGACUGGACUUGUGAGGAGUUGCUAUAG
Zasmidium cellare ATCC 36951 is the source of this 501-nucleotide messenger RNA. RefSeq lists its product as uncharacterized. Gene Ontology annotation, molecular function: DNA binding; DNA-directed RNA polymerase activity. The coding region runs from base 1 to 501 and encodes 166 amino acids. Gene Ontology annotation, cellular component: RNA polymerase III complex; nucleus; RNA polymerase II, core complex. The record is from RefSeq and is a predicted model, not a curated record. Gene Ontology annotation, biological process: DNA-templated transcription. NCBI's taxonomy places the organism in Eukaryota, Fungi, Ascomycota, Dothideomycetes, Mycosphaerellales, Mycosphaerellaceae. The transcript has 4 exons.